Messenger RNA from Dentiscutata heterogama, 317 nucleotides. Lineage: Eukaryota; Fungi; Glomeromycota; Glomeromycetes; Diversisporales; Gigasporaceae. The record is from the annotation of a GenBank genome assembly.
CAUUAGUAAAAAAUGGAAAUGUUUUAUCUGAUGUUGAAGAAUUUCAGGUUGAACUAGUAAAUCCUGAAUAUGAGCAAAUAUCAUUAUCAUUGUCAGAAACUAAGCCACUUGAAGAUGAAUUAGUCAAUGAGGAUGAUGAAUUUCCUGAAAUUGUAUGUUUUACAUCCCAUCUUCAUAUAAAAAAUAUAAUUCAUUCUAGUGUGCCUAUAGAAUAUCUAUCAACUUCGCCAAAAGGUAUUGCAACUAUAUUUCAUGUUGCAGAUUGGACAGAUCAGAAUCAUGCAUGGAAAAAUUAUCAAUAUCCUGAUUUUCAGUAA